Messenger RNA from Corticium candelabrum, 2005 nucleotides. Its product is annotated as PH domain-containing protein DDB_G0267786-like. The record is from RefSeq and is a predicted model, not a curated record. NCBI's taxonomy places the organism in Eukaryota, Metazoa, Porifera, Homoscleromorpha, Homosclerophorida, Plakinidae. The coding region runs from base 73 to 1776 and encodes 567 amino acids. The transcript is spliced from 15 exons.
AAUAGGCGUGUCCACAAUACAUGCGCGAUCAUUCGGGUGGUGCUCGUCCAGCAAACUUCUUUCUGACACACGAUGGGCAUUGGUCCCUUUGCGAGUCCGAUCAGCGACGACCAACUGAACGACAUCAAAAGUCUCAUCGAGACUGUACUGACAACCUUCACCGUGCAGUACUCGAAGGCCUACGCUGUCGCGUUAGUCAAGCAUAUUGAAGAGGAACUGAAGAAGGAGAAACCGGACGAGUGGAAGCUGCUGGAAAGGCCGGUACAGAAGGAUUCCAACACAAGACCGCUCAAAACCGGAUAUCUCGUGAAGCAGGGUGCAAUACGGAAGAAUUGGCUUCGACGCUUUUUUGUCGUGAGGCCGGAUUAUAAAGUUGAUUACUAUGAGACUAAAGAGACGUAUGACGCGGGCGGCAAGCCGAAGGGAACCGUUGCGGCGUGCGGUUACGGUGUGUCGACAAAUGUAGCGAAGGAUCUUCUUGCACGCGCUCAAGACGUAGCUGCGAAGUUGGGUAUGGAAGCUGGUGAUAUUUCACCUGUGAAAUCGUAUCCAGAAUUCUGUUGGGAAGUCCACCAUAUUCGACGCCGCUGCUGGUUCAUUCAUGCCACCAGUAAGAAUGAGAAAGAAGAGUGGACAAGAAUGUUCAAGCUGUGCUGCAGACGCUGUGAUGGUUACAACAACAAAGACCCUGUACACAUUGCAGCUUUUCAAUUAGCAACCAGAAAGACUAGACAUGAACUGGGUCAUUACAGGUACUGGGUAUACGGUGGUACAGAGGAACAGGUGCUCGGUGAUCUGAUCGUAGAUGACCUGGAGUGUACACUGUUAAAAGACAUCUACAGCAAGAUCAAAGGCCCACGUGAUGUGAGAAUUGCUAUUAGAAGCAAGGUUCUACAGGUUAUCGAUAGUUUAGUGAUGGCAGCAGUAACUCCCGCUUACAAAGCAAUGGAGGCAGCAGUAAAGGUGAUACGUGGUCGCAUAGAGGAAGUCAUUCGUUCAAAGAUUGAACCAUUGUUCAAAGCCAAACAGGAAAUCAAGGAAAAAAUCCAGAGUGCCAUACUGGAAACUAUUAAUCCCACGUUAGCAGAGAAAGUAUCCCCAAGGCUAGCAGGCAUCAUAGAAAUUUUGAUAUCGCCGAUGACAGAAGCGUUUCAGGAGACGCGUGUUGUCUUCGAUGACCAAAUGACACUGCUUGCACGAACAGUCAAGGAAAAGAAUGGAUUCGGUGAAAGCCUAACAUCUUAUUUCCAUGAUCUUGACUGCACACCAAGAACAAGUGCGAUGUAUGAUGCCUUCAAGAAAGUCAAAGUGAUGAAGGAUCCACUCUGGGCUCUACAUCAGUUCUUCAAUGACAUCACGCCAUCGCCACUCAUCCAUGAAGCAAAGGAAACUCUGAGCAAAAUUCUUGACAUGGCUAUCUACACAUUUGAGAAGCUGCUAGAAGAGGAAGUUACUGCCCAACCAAGCAUAUUGUCAGAUGGUGUCGCCGCAGAAGGAGCAGUGCAACAACUAAAAGACAGUGUACAGCAAAAAUUUGGUGCAGACGCUGAUACAGCGACAGUCGCCUACUACAGAAAUACAGUAAUGAAAAUUGUAAUGCCAUUCUUGCUUAAAGUGGUGACACCAUUGACAAAACCAGUACUCGAACCAAUCAAUGACCUCAUUCCCGAGCCAUUCAAAGAAGUCAUUGAUAUUCAGGAUGAGUUUGAGAGUGUGCUGGAAGGUAUCGUAGGAGGAUCUAUUGACACAGUCAUCGAACAUGUGACUGCUUCAUAAGUUGCUGCAUUUUAAGUCAAGAGAAACUGCUGUUACAGGACGGAAUGGUUUUGCUUAGUAUAAACUUCCUUACUAUGGAAUUGUGGCCUUUUUAAAAACCUGUUGACAGUUGAUGUGAUGCCAUUGUUUACUUCAGAAGUUUUGUGAGCUCAGAAUGGCACCUGAUGUUACAUUUCCAAGAAGGGGUGUUUCUAAAGUUUUAGUCAGAUUCUAGAGCCAUUGUGUCUGA